AUGGUAGCGCACGAAGGCAGCAGCUGCUGCUCAAACCCUCACCCCACCUAUGAUGAAUCUACAGAGACACCUCCUCAAGUAGAUAGCAGCCCUCCUCAUGCAGAAGGAUCAGAAAUAGAUGUUUCUAAAGAUGGUGGAGUUAUUAAAAAAGUGCUUGUUGCGGGUACAGGCGAGAGACCCCCGAAGGGUUUUGAAGUAGAAGUUCACUACGUCGGCAAACUCCAAGACGGCACGCAGUUUGACUCUUCUCGAGACAGAGACACUUCAUUCCGAUUUGUGCUGGGGGAGGGGCAAGUUAUUAAAGGAUGGGAUCUCGGUGUGGCGACGAUGAGCGUUGGAGAGAAGUCGAUGCUCACAAUUCAACCUUCUUAUGGCUAUGGAGAGGCAGGGGCUGGAGGGUCUAUACCCCCAAAUGCUACUUUACAGGUGUGA
This is a messenger RNA of Eimeria acervulina, 432 nucleotides long. RefSeq lists its product as hypothetical. Gene Ontology annotation, cellular component: cytoplasm. Lineage: Eukaryota; Apicomplexa; Conoidasida; Eucoccidiorida; Eimeriidae. Gene Ontology annotation, molecular function: peptidyl-prolyl cis-trans isomerase activity. Bases 1 to 432 code for a protein of 143 amino acids. The transcript has 4 exons. The record is from RefSeq and is a predicted model, not a curated record. Gene Ontology annotation, biological process: protein peptidyl-prolyl isomerization.